GCCUACAAGGGGCUUAUGAGGGUAGCGCCAGGCGGUGGGGAGGCCACUGUGCUUGUCACGGAGGUUGAUGGCGUACCUCUCCGCUUCACCAACGGGGUGGACAUCGACCAGGUAACCGGCGAGGUCUACUUCACGGACAGCUCCAGCAACUACAAUAGGUCGCAACAUGAGAUGGUGACAAGAACUGGAGACUCAACGGGUCGGCUAUUAAGGUAUGACCCACGGACAGGAAAGGCCGUCGUGCUCCAGGCCGACAUCACUUACCCCAAUGGCCUCGCCAUCAACGCUGAUCGGACACAUCUUGUCAUCUCAUCGACCGGGCCGUGUAAGCUGCUACGAUACUGGAUCAAGGGCUCCAAGGCGGGCACGAUGGAGCUAUUCGCCGACCUCCCUGGCUAUCCAGACAAUGUGAGGCCCGACAAGAAAGGAGGAUACUGGGUGGCACUGCACCGUGAGAAGGCUGAGCUCCCCUUUGGCGUUGAUAGCCACCUGCUAGCAUUGAGGAUCGAUGCCGAGGGAAAAAUAAUCGAGGAGAUGCGGGGACCCAAGAGCGUGAGGCCGACCGAGGUGGUGGAGAGGAAAGGUGGAAGAUUGUUCAUGGGAUCCGUCGAGCUUCACUAUGUGUCCGUCGUCACGCGCAAAUAGAGAAAUC
Messenger RNA from Triticum aestivum (bread wheat), 652 nucleotides. RefSeq names its product protein STRICTOSIDINE SYNTHASE-LIKE 10-like. NCBI's taxonomy places the organism in Eukaryota, Viridiplantae, Streptophyta, Magnoliopsida, Poales, Poaceae. The coding region runs from base 16 to 645 and encodes 209 amino acids. The record is from RefSeq and is a predicted model, not a curated record. Gene Ontology annotation, cellular component: endomembrane system. The transcript has a single exon. Gene Ontology annotation, molecular function: hydrolase activity.